This is a messenger RNA of Vollenhovia emeryi, 1244 nucleotides long. RefSeq names its product fork head domain-containing protein FD2-like. The record is from RefSeq and is a predicted model, not a curated record. The transcript has 2 exons. The coding region runs from base 343 to 1155 and encodes 270 amino acids. Gene Ontology annotation, biological process: cell differentiation; regulation of transcription by RNA polymerase II; anatomical structure morphogenesis. Lineage: Eukaryota; Metazoa; Arthropoda; Insecta; Hymenoptera; Formicidae. Gene Ontology annotation, molecular function: DNA-binding transcription factor activity, RNA polymerase II-specific; RNA polymerase II cis-regulatory region sequence-specific DNA binding.
CUGGAUGCGACCCGCAGCGGCCGGAGUCCCGGUCGAGUCCGCGCCCUGCUCGACACAGGGUUUGCCUCGUCCUGGCCCUCGAUGAUUACAACAGUGCGACUCCGUUUCCCGCGGGAAUACACGGUAGAAUUGGACGGUGGCCUCUUAGUUUUCGUCGCGAGAGAGGAAGAGGCGGCGGGAAGCGUGAUGUAAACGACUUGAAUUUUUCGCUGGACGCGCCGCGACGGAACAUCCCGGCGGAAUCUCAGCGCGACAUCGGAGGGUCUUCCGAGGACUCGUAGCUUUUACGCAAACGUCGCUUCUCGUGUUUUUCGCACCGGACUGGUUCGAGGGGGAUUCCCGAUGCAGCCGAGUAGUUGUCCCCAGGUUCACGGUUUUCUCGCGGAAGACCAAUCGUGCGGUCUAAGUGCCCGAUGUCAGGAGUACUGGUGCAUCUUCCCGAUAGACAAGACACCGCCUGCGAAACGCGCGUACGGACUCGCCAGCCUGGUCCCGGAGAUGCUGCGUGCCGACGUCGCGUGGCCGGCCUUCUGCCAGGCGUCGUUAACGUCCUGGCCGGCUCUGGCGAGGCCGCCGGUCGGUUACAAGACCGCCGUGCCGCAUCACGAGAAGCCGCCGUAUUCCUACAUCGCCCUGAUCGCGAUGGCGAUCGACUCGUCGCCGAAGCGACGGCUGACGCUCGCUGGGAUCUACAAGUUCAUCAUGGACAGAUUUCCUUACUACCGGGAGAACCGGCAGGGCUGGCAGAACAGCAUACGGCACAAUCUCAGCCUGAACGACUGCUUCGUGAAGGUGCCGCGGGACCGGACGUGCGCGGAGGACGGCGAGGACCACACGGCCGGGAAGGGCAGCUACUGGACCCUGGACCCGUCCGCCAGCGAGAUGUUCGAGCACGGCAAUUACAGACGCAGAAGAACGAGACGGCGGCGGGUGCUCGUUCAGGGGAGACCGGAGCUCGCGGGAUUGCCGGUAUCGACCGAAAUUUUAUCCAAUUCAACGAGACAUCGAGAGGCGCAACGUAAGGUUGUUGAAACGAAUGUCGUGGCGAAAGAUGCCGAAAACGAGUGUACAGAUUCCCCAGGACGUAUCGCCAAAAUGACCAUAUUCAGCAUCGACAACAUCUUACGGAAGUCCACGCGAGAGUCGCAGAUAUAGUUUUAAUCCCUCCCGUCGAAGCCUCGGUGACAUCGACGUAGCGACAGCCUAGGCAUUGAUGUACAUUUACAAAAAAAUUAUAAAUUGUU